GAGUGCAACUGCAGUUUUUGUCGACCCUGACGAAAAUUACAAAGUAAAAUCCUUGGCAGAUGAUGAAUACAAGGGUUGGCAGAUGUUCAAAGUUUACCAUCCACCGAGUUCACAAUACAAAUAUGAAAACGCAUACCCAAAAUACGAGUUUGAAUACGCCGUAUCCGACAGGAAGACUGGUGAUCACAAAACCCACCGCGAGUCACGUGAUGGCGACCGCAUUCGUGGCGAAUACAGCCUUGUUGAACCCGACGGUUCGCUGCGGAAGGUGCAGUACCACGCCGACGACCACAAUGGAUUUAGCGCAGUAGUCAGCAAAGGAGCCCUUAAGCAUGGAGAUCAUGCAUUCUCAGUUUUUGGACACACUAGACAUUUCUAUCCUAUUGGACAUGGCAUUAAAAUAAACCACUACUUUCCAGAAAAAGGUCACCCUAACCCAAACGUCCAGAAAACUCAGAAUACAAUUACAGAAGCAGUAAACAAUAAACCAGUGCAGGAAACUGAGGUAGAAUCUACACCAAUCCCAAAAGAUGAAUCAAAAUUAGUUUUGGAUGAUUCCAGUGACAAAUUAGUGCUAUUCAAGGCUGGAAAUACCGAUAUUCCUUUUAAAGAAGAAGUUCCAGCAGCUAAUAAUGAACCAGCAGAAGAAGCUCCGAUUGCAGUAAUUCCUACUGUUGUGUCAAUGAUUUUAGGUAAUACAGAGAAAGUCACCAUUGAUGAUCAGAAUGAUCUGCUUGAGCAAAAUCAAGAAGAUGUUCAAUCAUUAGGACAGACGCCGGCCUCAGAAAUUUAUGAGGGCCCCAGUUUAGAAGCGGAGUCUGGUGGGGAAAUCAACGAAAAGAAGGAAGAAACUAAUGAUGAUUCUGAAGUAGCGUCAUCUUAUUAUCAUUCAAAAUUCUACUAUUUUUAUUAA
This is a messenger RNA of Manduca sexta (tobacco hornworm), 913 nucleotides long. RefSeq lists its product as uncharacterized. Lineage: Eukaryota; Metazoa; Arthropoda; Insecta; Lepidoptera; Sphingidae. Gene Ontology annotation, cellular component: extracellular matrix. The record is from RefSeq and is a predicted model, not a curated record. The coding region runs from base 83 to 913 and encodes 276 amino acids. The transcript is spliced from 3 exons.